Capsella rubella is the source of this 1482-nucleotide messenger RNA. RefSeq lists its product as uncharacterized. Bases 103 to 1176 code for a protein of 357 amino acids. NCBI's taxonomy places the organism in Eukaryota, Viridiplantae, Streptophyta, Magnoliopsida, Brassicales, Brassicaceae. The transcript is spliced from 10 exons. Gene Ontology annotation, molecular function: RNA-DNA hybrid ribonuclease activity; nucleic acid binding. The record is from RefSeq and is a predicted model, not a curated record.
CCCCACUCAAGCAACUCCAAUCACUACGCCGACUAGAAACAGGCCUCCUCCGGCGAGCUUUUCCCUCCUCAAAAAGCUUCUUUGUACUGUAACUACAUUGUAAUGAAGUACCUGUCUCGUGCUCGUUCAUACAUUUCCUUGGGGCUGUUUAAGAAGUCCAGCUAUGUCAGUUCUCACAUUCCUUGGAAUCAGUGCUUCUCCUAUAUGCCUACAGAAGCCAGUUUAAAGCCUUCAUGUGUGAGUGUGCUUGGACUGUCUAGUAUUCAUUGCUAUUCCUCAAGAUCAAAGACUGCCAAAUCAAAGUUGUCAAGCGCUGUUUCUGCUCCAGAUAAAGAUAAAGACGCCUUUUUUGUUGUUCGGAAGGGUGACAUUGUUGGAAUUUUUAAGGAUUUAAGUGAUUGCCACCCUCAAGUUGGAUCUUCGGUAUAUGAUCUUCCGGUUAACGUUUAUAAGGGAUACUUGUUGCCCAAAGACACAGAGGAGUAUCUUAAUAUUGUUGGGAUGAAGAAACCACUCUAUAGUUUUAGGGCUUCAGACUUGAAAGAAGAUAUGUUUGGAGCUCUCACCCCUUGUCUUUUCCAUGAACCAACUUCAUGUAAAGUCAAAGUAUCUAAAGAGGAGGACACCCCAGUGAUGAAGUCUUUAGAUAAAACCAAGACUAAAGAUAAGAAAACAGAUCAACUUCUUUCAGCUUCCAUGUCAGUUGAUCCCUUGGAAAAGCUUGCUAAGCUGAAGCCAUCUGCUGAUACCUCAGAUGAAACUUGCAUUGUUGAGUUUGAUGGUGCAUCAAAAGGAAAUCCGGGUCUCUCUGGCGCUGCAGCUGUACUGAAAACUGAGGACGGAAGCUUCAUUUGCAAAAUGCGUCAAGGUUUAGGAAUUGCCACAAACAAUGCAGCCGAAUAUCAUGGAUUAAUCCUAGGAUUGAAGCAUGCUAUUGAAAGAGGUUACAGGAAAAUUAAAGUGAAAGGUGACUCCAAGCUAGUCUCUAUGCAGAUGAAAGGUCAAUGGAAGGUAAACCAUGAGGUAUUGUCGAAGCUCUACAAGGAAGCAAAACAACUUAGUGACCAGUGUGUCUCAUUUGAGAUCAGUCAAGUACAAAGGAAUUUAAACUCUGAUGCGGAUGAACUGGCAAAUAUGGCUGCUCGUCUUUCUGAAGGAGAAGUUGAAGUGGCUUAAAGGAUUAUCGAUGAACCAGUAUAGAGAGAUUUGUUUUACUUUCGGUCCACGAUACAUCCAAAUCUGAACAGCCGUAUCUAACUGUGAGUUGUGUCAGGGGUCAACCACUAUGUAAAUGAUUUUCUUUUUCUUGAGCAUAGGAACAUGACCCUUAAUGAUUUUCUGCUUUAGUGCUUGCUUGCUUGCAUGUCAAUGUAGAAAUCUAAUGGUUCCAACUUUUUUCUUUAUGAAAAGGAUUGACGAGGGAAUAAACAAAGACUAUAGAGACACUGAACUUUUGUCUACUUGUUCUGAUUUGGACCUCUA